This is a messenger RNA of Acinonyx jubatus (cheetah), 3830 nucleotides long. It is a transcript of the gene MCMDC2, whose product is annotated as minichromosome maintenance domain containing 2. Gene Ontology annotation, biological process: double-strand break repair via break-induced replication. The transcript is spliced from 15 exons. Bases 261 to 2306 code for a protein of 681 amino acids. Lineage: Eukaryota; Metazoa; Chordata; Mammalia; Carnivora; Felidae. The record is from RefSeq and is a predicted model, not a curated record. Gene Ontology annotation, molecular function: ATP binding; DNA binding; single-stranded DNA helicase activity.
CCCAGCAGCCCUCGCGCAACUAACGCCAGAGAGGUGAGCGCAUGCGCGCGAGGAUCACGUUGUGUGUUCGUCCUCAGGUGGCGCUCGCCUGGUUCAGCUCGGUGCGUGAGGAGAGGGUUCUAUGUGCUGCUGGGCAGGGGUUCCUCUCACUGGAGGCUGCUGAUGUGGGUAUUCUCAUCUUUUCUGUGUGUUUCACCAUCGGUACUCUUUACCAGCAGUUGUUUAAUCAAUUUGUAAUAGAGAAGACUCAGUAGGAGAAAAUGUCAAAUCUAAAAAUGAAAGAGGCCGCCCUUAUCUAUCUUGACAGAAGUGGAGGCCUCCAAAAGUUUAUAGAUGAUUGCAAGUUCUACAAUGAUUCAAAACAAAGUUAUGCAGUCUAUCGAUUCAGUAUUUUAAUAAAUCCCUCUGAUAUUGUUGAAUUGGAUGCUGAACUUGGAAAUUACAUUUUACACCAGCCACUAAAAGCUGCUCAAGUUUUUCAAUCUGUCUGUUUUAUUGCUGUUAAGACUCUUUCACUAAUUGGACAAUUACAGACUGAAGCUCAAAUUAAUAUAGUGCUGAAGUUAACACAUUUACCUCCUCUGCGAAGUUAUAGUCUUGAUCUUUGUGAAUUUCCACUUGAUUAUGCAUCUCAAAGAUUUUAUAUGAUGCAAGGUAUUGUGAUUGCAAUGACAACUGUAACCAAGUACACACAAGGUGCAAGAUUUCUUUGUUCAGAUGAAGCAUGCCCUCUGUCGAAAGGAUUUGAAUAUAUAAGAGUGCAUGUGCCUGGUGCUACUGAAUCUGCAACAGUAAGAAAUGACUUUUUGUGUAAUCUGUGUUCAUCUUCACUUCAAGAAGACAGAAAAUUUAGAGUACUUGGUGAUAAACAGAUAGUUGAAAUAAUCACAGCAAAGGCACUUCAUGCUUUUCAAGGAUAUUCCAAUAACCAGCCAUUUAGGUUUCAAUCUCUUACAAUUUUUCUAAGGGAUGAAUCUGUGAGUAAAAUGAAUAUAGGAAAUGAGUAUAAAAUUAUUGGAAUUCCAACCUGUGUAAGAACUUCACAAACUGCUGUCUGUAUAGAGGCAAACAGUAUCAUUUCUUGUAAUCCAGAAGUUCCUUCAGGAAUAAGCGACAAUUUUAGGUAUCUCCUCUCUUUGACUUCCAGCUCAUGCUGGAAAUUUACAGCGAUACUUGCCAAUAUCUUUGCAUCACAAAUUGUUCCUCCUGGGACUUACAAUUUGCUCAAGCUAUGUUUGCUGAUGAGUCUAGUACAGACAAGUGACCGUAACAAGGAACUGAAAGAUUGCCUGGAUAUUUUAAUCAUGACAAGUGAUACUCUACUUGUAGACAGGCUUUUGAAUUUUAGUAUAAAACUUGUGCCUCGUGGCAUACGUCAUCCAGUCUCUACUGAAAUUUUUCCUACUCUAUCCAGGAAUAAGUAUGGAACUGGAGCAGUUAGUAUUCAAGCUGGCAGUGCUUUGCUAGCUAAAGGUGGUAUCUGCUUUAUAGGAGACUUGGCUUCACACAAAAAAGAUAAACUAGAACAGCUUCAAUCAGUUGUGGAAAGCAGAAGCAUCACAGUAUACAUCCCAGGAAAGAAGUUUGGGGAUGAUAUUAAUCAACAAAUGACUUUUCCAGUUCAGUGCAGUUUUUGGUCUUUUGUUGAUAUGGAUUCAUCUUCAAAGAGAAAUAUGCAGAAAACCAACACUCUUAUUGGUCGGAUGGAUUGCAGUUUGAUUCCAGCUAAUCUUGUAGAGGCGUUUGGAUUAUUGAUUAACUGCAAUGAAUCAUCUUCUUGCUACCCACUUAUUUCUACUGUGCAACACACUUUAAAGAAAGCCAUCGAUCCUGAAGAGCUCCUUUAUGUAGCUUCUAAGAAGUUCACAACUGAAGAUUUUGAAAAGCUGCUGGCUUUUGCAAAGAAUUUGAAUGUAGAAUUCAGUUUGGAGGCAGAAAGAAUGAUCCAUGGCUAUUAUCUAGCAAGUCGCAGAAUCAGAACAGAUUCUAUAAGUGGAUCAAAACUGUCAGCAUCUGCAUUAAAAUAUUUAGUUUCCCUAGCUGAAGCUCAUGCUCGACUGAACUUAAGGAAUAAAGUGCUUAAAGAAGAUGUACUAAUUGCAGCCUUAUUGUUUGAAACAUCUCUCACACUGAAAUAUGGGGCCACUGUAUUUUGUGUUGCUCCAAAUGCAGUAUUUCCAUUUGAAUUGUAUAAUGAAGAAUAUUUGGAGCAAAGGGAUAUCUAUUUGAAUCAAUGCCAACAGCAGCUCCAACAGUUUAUUGCCACAUAUGGACCUGGGACAGCUAUUUUCACUAGUGAUGAAUAGGCAAUCUGAGGAAAAUCAUUUUCUUCACUCAUUAUUUAAGCAGUGGAAAGGUGUGAUUCUGAAGUAAUGCUUCAGGUAAUACUAUGUAUGGUAGUACAUUAGAAGGCUAUCUUAAAAAUAUAAAAGGUCUCAUUAUUAAAAAUCUGGUCGGGGGACCUGGGUGGCCCAGUUGGUUAAGCGUCCGACUUCAGCUCAGGUCAUGAUCUCACGGUUCGUGGGUUCGAGCCCCGCAUUGGGCUCUGUGCUGACAGUUCAGAGCUUGCUUCAGAUUCUGUGUCUCCCUCUCUGCCCCUCCCCUGCUCAUUCUCUCAAAGAAUAAAUAAACAUUAAAAAAAUAAAAAAAAGAAUCUGGAAACUAAGCAAUGUUUAAAAACGGUCACUUUUAUGUAGUUCUACUUGUCACAAGAUGGCAAUAACAGUCUAAAUGAGAAUAUUUACCUAAAAAUAAAUCAUUUUUCUCGCACCUGUGAACCUGACAAAUGGAGUAAAUAACAGCAACAUAAAGCAGAAGCCUCCAAUUUAAGGACAUUUCCUACUUCAUUACUUUUUAUGUCCAUUAUAUAGUUUUGGAAGCCCUAAUUAUGAAUUCAGGGAAAGCUUGGAAAUUUUCCAUUUUUUAAAGCCAGGUUAAAUGAAAAAAAGUAAUUUAUAACAAAUCAAGGGGUAAGAAUUGGCUCCUUGAACCUAACUGGUUACAAGAAAGGCACCAAAAGGCAAACCCAAUUUGCAAACCAUCUUCAUUUUUGGAGGGAAGAGAUCUAUUCUGAAAAGGUGUGUGUGGGGAAAGAGAAAAUAUAUUUAACUUGUAAAAUCCCCAAAUCCUUUUCAUUUUUCAAAGGUUUAAUAUGUUAAUUUUUAAAAUGUUUUUGAGAGAACAGUGUGAGUGAGGGAGGGCCAGAGAAAGGAGACCCAAAAUCUGGAGCAGACUCCAAGGCCCAAAUGGGGCCUGAAUAUACCAACCAGGAGAUCCGGACCUGAGCCAAAGUUGGACACUUAAAGCAGUUGAGCCACCCAGGUGUCCCAAUAAGUUAAUUAUAAAAAAAAUAAGAUACUACCAUGCCGAUUCUUUAGAAACUGGCACUUUAUGGAGCUAAACCAUAAAGGUUGACAGCUCUCUAUAGGCCUUUGACAAAUCAUUCCUACUCAUUCAAAAGUAUUUACUGAAUAUUCACUAGUUUCAGAGACUUGUGUUACUUUUUCAGAAUGCAAAGCUAGUUUUGUUUUUGUCUUUUAAGCUUUUAUGUAUUUUUUGAGAGUGUGGGAGAGAAUCCCAAGCAGGCUUCAUGCUCAGUGUGGACAUGGGGCUGGGCUCCAUUUCAUGACCUGAGCCGAAAUGGAGUCAGCAAAGCCAGUUUUUAAAAACAAUUUACAUAUUACAGUUCUAGAAUUCUAGACUUGCCAUAAUGAAAUUAUAACCUAGAUAAAAGCACUCAACAGGGGAAAAGCAAGAUUUAGCUAAGUUCAAGUCUUCAGAGUUAAGAAUUCAGCUUUAGAAUUCCUAUAAAUUCUAAGUCCUGGUUGGAA